AUGCCGCAAAGAAAAGGAAAGAAGGCAGCAUUCCAGCCGAAAGACAUGGUCUUGGCCAAAAUGACGGGCUUCCCAGCGUGGCCGUCGUUUGUCAUGCCGGACGACAUGAUUCCUAGUGCCAUCAUGAGGGCGAAAAAGAAAACAACAAACUUGUGUGUGAUUUUCAUUCCCGACGGCGACUACAACUGGAUGAACGAAAAAUCGCUUGAGCUAUUGUCGCCAGAUAAAUUGCAGGCCAAAUUGAGCAAGUUGCCCAAAGAUAAGCUCCGGAAUAAAGCGAAAAAGAAAACUGGCCGAACCAGCAAUGUGGCGGAUGCGCUUGUGGCCGCCAGCACCUUGAAUUUCGACCAGUUCAUGGAAGACUUGGCUGAACAGAAUAAGGCAUUGGAAGAUGACAAUGCCGAAAGCAACGAAGAAGAAGAAGAGGAGGAAGAGGAGAUCGAAGACGACCAGUCUGCCGAAGGAGAAGCUGAAGAUGAACAAAUAGAUGAUGACUCCGUCGCUUCCGACCAUGCUGAGCCCAUCAAUGACAAUGGUCUGGAUCCACAGCAACAGGAGCCUACGCCUGCUGACGAAGUCAAAGACGAACCAAGUGACGAAGAAAGUGAAGAGUCUGUGAGCAAAAAACGGGCCACAAACGGCACAGGUGCUAGAAAGAGAAGAGCAUCCAACGGCGACCAUAAAGUGGCGAAGAAUGGCACACUGUCGUCGCCAAAACCAGCAUCAGAAAAGGAUAGACAGCAUCAACUCUGGCUUUGCCGCAUCAAACUACAGCGGUCUUUGAUCCAGCGAAAUCAGCCGGUCACGCCAAAAGACCCAAAAGAUUAUCCUGCGCCGACAGUGGACGAGUUGCUGGUGGCACGUAUUAUUUUGCAUCGUUUGGCCGAUUUCCCGGUCAAUGUGGAGCUCUUGCGGGAAACCAAGAUACACAAAGUGCUCAAGUGCAUUUUGAAAGAUGAGGACUUGGAGUAUCCAGACAGUUUCCGCCUCCAUGAAAAAUGCGAGGAGUUACUUCUCAAGUGGAACCCGUUGAUUGAGAGCCUCAAACAGGAAAAACAGGCCAAACUCGAGUCCAGGUUGAGCAGCCAGAUCCCUGAGGAUGCAGACAUGCGUCAUGACACGAAAGCAACCUCCAGUAGAGCUCUUGAGCAUAGCGCCAGUCUCUGA
This is a messenger RNA of Clavispora lusitaniae ATCC 42720, 1167 nucleotides long. RefSeq lists its product as uncharacterized. Lineage: Eukaryota; Fungi; Ascomycota; Pichiomycetes; Serinales; Metschnikowiaceae. The record is from RefSeq and is a predicted model, not a curated record.